Alnus glutinosa is the source of this 2791-nucleotide messenger RNA. RefSeq names its product DNA mismatch repair protein MSH5. Lineage: Eukaryota; Viridiplantae; Streptophyta; Magnoliopsida; Fagales; Betulaceae. The record is from RefSeq and is a predicted model, not a curated record. Gene Ontology annotation, molecular function: ATP-dependent DNA damage sensor activity; ATP binding; mismatched DNA binding. Gene Ontology annotation, biological process: mismatch repair; chiasma assembly. Gene Ontology annotation, cellular component: nucleus. The coding region runs from base 98 to 2521 and encodes 807 amino acids. The transcript is spliced from 35 exons.
AUAAACGAACAAAUUCUAGUUGUCUCCGCUUAUAACAUUCAUAUCAGAGCUCUCUCUCUCUCUCUGUCUCCCGCAUGCACACAUUUGAGCGCCAAAUAUGGAGGAAAUGGACGAAACCGAAGCCGUGCCUCAGGUUUACAUGGCAUGCAUUCAACAUGGCAAUCGAGUUGGAGUUUCUUAUUAUGAUUCCAGUAUUCGCCAACUUCAUGCGCUGGAAGUUUGGGAAGAUGGUAGCACAGAUUUUCCCUUGAUUGAUCUUGUAAAAUAUCAAGCUAAGCCCCUCAUCAUUUACACAAGCACUAAAAGUGACGAACCCUUUUUGUGUGCUUUACACCGGAGUGAUGGAACAACUGAGGCUCCUACGGUGAAGCUUGUGAAAAGUUCAAUAUUCAGCUAUGAGCAGGCAUGGCACAGAUUGAUAUACCUUCGAGUAACAGGAAUGGAUGAUGGAUUAAACAUCAAGGAGAGGAUCUGUUAUUUGAGUUCUAUGAUGGACAUGGGAAGUGAUGUUCAAGUUCGUGCAAGUGGGGGUCUUCUUGCCAUAUUAGAAAAUGAAAGGAUUGUGGAUACCCUGGAGCAAAACGAACGGGGACAUGCAUCAAUUACAAUUGAUUCUGUGAUAGAGAUCUCGUUAAACAAUUUUCUCAAACUUGAUGCGGCAGCUCAUGAGGCAUUACAGAUUUUCCAGAUAGACAAACAUCCUAGCCAUAUGGGCAUUGGUAGAGCAAAAGAAGGGUUCUCUGUUUUUGGCAUGAUGAAUAAGUGUGUAACGCCAAUGGGUAGACGCCUCUUGAGAAGCUGGUUCCUGAGGCCUAUUCUAGACGUUGAAAAUUUAAACAGGCGUCUCAAUGCUAUAUCAUUCUUUGUUUGCUCUGAAGAUCUGAUGGCUUCUUUGCGAGAAACUUUGAUGUCUGUCAAGGACAUUCCCCACAUACUCAAGAAAUUCAACUCUCCAAGCUCUCUAUGCACCUGUGGCGACUGGAUAGCUUUUCUAAAGAGUGUCUGCUCACUUUUGCAUGUGAACAAAAUAUUUGAAGUAGGGAUUUCUGAAACUCUACGAGAACAUUUGGAGCACUUCAACUUGGACAUUGUUGAGGAGGCUGCUUCAUGCAUUACAACAGAUCUGGCUUAUGUUUAUGAAUUGGUAAUUGGUGUUCUUGAUGUCAAUAGAAGCAAGGAGAAGGGGUAUGGGACGAUAGUGAAAGAGUGUUUCUGUGAUGAGUUGGAUGAGCUGAGGCAAAUAUAUGAGGAAUUACCAGAAUUUCUGGAACAGUUGUCAUCAUUGGAACGUGCACAACUUCGUCAUCUAUGUAAAGACAAGCUUGAUCCUUGUAUUGUUUAUAUAAACCAAAUAGGAUACUUGAUGUGCUUUUUUGAAGAAAAACUUGAUGAAAACACACUAGAGCAGCUUCAAGAUUUUGAGUUUGCAUUCUCUGACCUGGAUGGGGAGACAAAACGAUUCUUUUAUCGUACUCCAAAGACACGAGAAUUGGACGACCUGCUUGGAGAUAUCUAUCAUAAAAUCCUAGAUAUGGAGAGGGCGAUUACUAGAGAUUUAGUGUCACAUAUACUUCUGUUUUCAACGCAUUUGCUUAAGGCUAUCAAUUUUACAGCUGAACUUGAUUGCUUUUUGUCAUUGGCACUUGUUGCUCGUCAGAACAAUUAUGUGAGGCCUACUUUGACAUUAGAAAACUUGCUUGAUAUACAAAAUGGAAGACAUCUUUUGCAGGAAAUGACAGUAGACACAUUUAUUCCCAAUGAUACAAAGAUUCUUGAUAAUGGAAGAAUUCAUAUCAUCACUGGUCCUAAUUAUUCGGGGAAAAGUAUCUAUAUAAAGCAGGUAGCUUUAAUUGUUUUUCUUUCCCACAUUGGAAGUUUUGUUCCGGCAGAUGCUGCAACUGUGGGUUUGACUGAUAGGAUAUUCUGCGCAACGGGAAGCAAACUGAUGACUGCUGAACAAUCAACAUUUAUGAUUGAUCUACAUCAAGUAGGGAUGAUGCUAAGGCAAGCAACUUCACGGUCUUUGUGUCUAUUGGAUGAAUUUGGUAAAGGUACUCUUACAGAAGAUGGCAUUGGUCUGCUAGGUGGAACCACAAAUCACUUUGUCACUUGUGAUGACCCCCCGAAGGUUCUGGUGUGCACUCAUUUCACGGAAUUAUUUGAUAAGAGUUGCCUACUGGAGUCUGAGAUGAUCAAAUUUUACACCAUGAGUGUGUUGGAGCCUGACAACAGUUCUACUAAUAUUGACGACAUUGUAUUUUUAUAUCGACUUGUUCCUGGACAUGCACUUCUUAGCUAUGGGCUGCAUUGUGCGCUACUUGCUGGUGUCCCUGAAGAAGUCAUAAAGAGAGCAGCAUUUGUAUUGGAUGCUAUCGGAAAUAAUGAACGUGUUGAGCGAUUGUGCAAUGAGAAUAUAUCAUCUCGAGAUCAGCAAUACAAGGAUGCAGUGGAUAAGAUGUUGGCCUUUGAUGUUUCCAAUGGAGACCUCAACCUUUUCUUUCAGGAUAUAUUUCCAUCUUAGUCUUGGAGACAUUGAAGGAAAUUUUCGGGUUAAGGUUACAUAUCACAUACCAAAUCUAGACAUCUGGACAAACAUCCGGUCUCAGCUGUCAAUGGUAAACAUCACUAUGCUAUGGCUGAAAUAGAUCAUCAUUGUGGUUUUUCUUUUCUGGCUGUGACAGAUAUUGCAAAUGAUUUAGAUUAGUGAAAAUAGAUAAGAGGAAGAGAGAGCUGUGCAUAACGACAUCUCGGUGACGAAUUUUGUAAUUGCUUUUUGAUGAUUUUGUUGGCA